Molecule: messenger RNA, 1320 nt
Organism: Cotesia congregata
Lineage: Eukaryota; Metazoa; Arthropoda; Insecta; Hymenoptera; Braconidae
Source: the annotation of a GenBank genome assembly
AUGGGAUACUUAAAAUCUCUUGCUACCUCAUUUGUAUGGGUUUGCACAUUUUUAGCAAUCAUUACUUUUAUCCCUGGAUUGCCACCCAACGUCGACUUCACUGCCCAUAAUCUGACGUUGCCAAAAAAAAUUCCAAAGGAACUUCUGAAUGAAAAUCUAAACAAAGCGGAAAAACUUUAUCAAGAAAAAGUACGUGGACCUGAAUCUUUUGAUUCUUAUGAUGGUAUUUUAUACUUCACAACAGCCAAUGGUGCUGUUCAUAAAAUUAUUGGUGAUGAAUUGAAAGAAGUUGUCAAGUUCAAAGAGACUUGUAAAAACAAGUUGGAAGAAGAUUUGUGUAGCCACCCACUAGGUUUGAAAUUCGAUAAAAAAGGAACUCUGUACGUCGUCGACACAUCUUAUGGUAUUUAUAAAGUAGACGUGAAGAAAGGAAGUUAUGAAAAAAUUAUCGACGCAUCCCAGCCUAUCGAAGGCAAGAUACCAAAGACUCCUAAUAGCGUUGACGUUGCUGAAAAUGGUGAUCUUUAUUGGACUGAUAUGAGUUCUGAUUAUAAACUCAAUGACGGAAUAUUCUCAACAUUAAGUGAUCCCAGUGGACGGUUAAUAUAUUUCGAUGCAAAAACAAAGAAAAACAAAGUUCUAUUAGAUAAUCUGGGAUGCGCUAAUGGUGUAAAACUCAGCGACGAUGAAAGUUUUGUACUUGUUAAUGAACUGGUAAUGUCGCGAGUAGUUAAGUAUCAUCUGAAGGGACCAAAAACUGGACAAAGUGAAAUCUUAGUUGAGGGCUUACCAGGAUUUCCCGAUAACAUUCAUUCAGAUAACCACGGAAAUUUCCUAAUAAGUAUAGUUGUUAUCGCAGAUGAAGAAAACCCCCAACUUGUUCAAUCUCUGUUACCUCACCCGAAUGUCCGCAAAAUGUGUGUCCGGUUUUUAUCUUUAUUGGAACUUCCAUUCAAAUUAUUCGACAAAGUUUAUCCGAAUGAUUAUUGCAAGCGAAUUCAUUAUUGGAUCGGAUCAUUCCAAAACUCUCCAAUGGUAGUUCCGACGGACGCCAUUGUCCUGAGAAUUGACGCUAAUGGAAAAAUUCUCAAUGCGAUGGCAACUAGCAAUAGUGAGAUUUCCAGUAUAAGUUCUGCUUUUUUCUUGAAUGAUUAUAUGUGGCUUGGAAGUCCAUUUAAUGAUUAUCUAGCCAGAAUUCAUAUCGAUGAAAUAUUACCCGAGCUAAAAAAUAAGUUUGAUAAGAAACCUUCCCAAAAGUCUAACACGCAACAAGUAAAACCAGAUUCAAAAAAAGAAUCAAAAGUCAAGGUAGAAUUAUAG